Molecule: messenger RNA, 4046 nt
Organism: Vitrella brassicaformis
Lineage: Eukaryota; Vitrellaceae
Source: the annotation of a GenBank genome assembly
CGGCCCCGACUCACCACACUAUAUAGUGCACGCUACGAUAUAUCCACAUGCGUGCAUCGAUGAGUCGGGGUACCCGUCCCAAAGCCCCUGUCUCAUUCCCUUCCUUCGUAGACUGACUGCAGCAAUGUGUUGAUAUCACAAGAAGGCGAGGCUGCUGCUGCAAGACUGAGCGCGUGGCUGGCUAGCUGGUGCUCCUCUCUCUCUCUCUCUCUGCUCUCUCCCCCCUCUCUCUCUCUGCGAUUGGGAGCCAUGUACCUACGCACAGGCAGAAUGCGCAUAGACACAUCGCUUCGGCAAGCCGCGAGAGAGAGGGAGAGAGAGGGAGAGAGAUGGGGCGGGGGUUGGGCAAGCAUGGCUGUGGACUAGCUGCUUCAUACUGCACGCAAUCAAAUACACUUCCCAGCCCCAAGGCAAGGCAGCACGUCGCACAUCAUCAUGCAUCAAUGACACAAAUAGCACCGGACCUAAGGCAUCAUCUACUCUACGGCACUCUGCUCUUCUGCUGCUGCUAUGGUGUGUGCAUGAUGGACCGCAAAAUUUGGCUCUGCCCCUCCCUCUUUCCCUUGCCCUCCCCUCAAAGGCCAGUGAAAGAGUGAGUGACUGAUUCUUGCCUCCUUAUGGGUAUCCUCCUCCUCCAUAGGGACGCCGGCCGUGCGGCUCGCCGCGAUUGACGGAGCCGUGGCGGCUCUCCACCUCACAGUCACCAUACCCACCGUACCCCCCGUCGAUCCCCUCCCCCUGUCCACCCAUCAGGCGACGGGCACGAUCGGUGUUGCGAUAGACGUGCUGGUGGUAGUGGUUGUGGCUGUGGAAGUGCUCGGAUGGACGGUCCUGCGCCAACCUCGCGCGAAGCUCCGCAUUCUGCACGCACACACAAAUCCAAGAGGACAUGUGAGUGAGGAGAGGAGAGCAGGUGGAUUGUGUGCCCUCUGCCUGACGUACCUCCUGCAUCAGUUGGUGCAUGCGCAUGCUCGUCUCUGUCGGAGGGACGACACUAAUGUGGAUGUUGGCGUUGUUGUUGUUGCCCCCAUCCUGGCCUCGCUGCUGUCCCCCUCGCCCGCCAGGGUUUCCCCCCACAUACCGAUCAGCAGCCAGGCCCUGCUCAAUCGCCCCCCGUGCUCGGUCGUCACGCUGCAUGUCACGAUGUCGGUCGGCCUCCAUGAGGUAGCGAUUGUCUCGGCGGUCGUUGCCUGCAUUGAUGCCGGGCACACGGCGCGGCAGGCGGGGCGGUGUUGGCGAACGGUGGCUGGAGAGCGAUGGGCUGCGGGGACGGUGUUGCUGCGGCAGACGGCCUCUCACGGGUGAAAGGGGACGGCUGCUGCCAGAGUAGCGGCCCUCACGGCCACGCGGCAUCGGUGGAUGGGCCAGAUCAUCCAUCCGGCCAUGCCUACCGGCACCACGAGACGACUCACGAGACAAGGACGAGGCCGCGAGGUCGUGUCUGCGGAGGCCGGGUGUGUGACGAGGGGGGAAUGCGAUGCGGUCAAGAUGGCCGGUGUUGCGGUACGUGCGGUCGCCUCGAUUGUCAUCAUAAUCACGCCCACGGUGGUCGUGCUCGCGGCGCUCCGGCCCCUCCAGCUGUCUCAGGCCGUCCCCCCGGCCCCCUCCCAUCCUGUACCCCCGCCUCUCAUGUCGCUCUUGUCUGCGGAGGGGUAGGGGCGACUCGUCCUGACGGUCCACAUGCAACUGGCCGCGCGUGCUCGGGCGCAUGGCUGCGCGGCUGACAGACGGGCCGUCGAGAGAGGUGGGCCAAUCUGAGGGAGAGAUGGCCGGCUGGUGGCCCCCCAAUCGCCCAUCACCGUCACGGUCGCGGGCGACGCCAAUAUCAUGGUCCAGACGGGUGUCCGCAAAGGUGUUGGCCGCAGGCCGGCUGGCGCUGAGACGCGGUGGUGCGGGAGUCCUUGCUGGCGUGACUUGGGCAAGAGAGGGACUGGGCUCCUCCACUGGCUGCGGGGCCACAGAGAGAGAGCCUGGUUGACGAUCGUGGGCAGCGGGGCUCUCAGGCACCGACACGAGCGAGAUGGGGGACGGCGGAUGAGGUUGGUUUCGGCUCUCCUGCGACGGGGGCGGUGCGACAGACGGCGGCUGCUGGAUGGACCGCUGUGAUGUCAUCGACGGCAAGACACUCUGCCAUGCCUGCUCGAACUCGGGGGUACCAACCACACCAGAUCGCGGGGCAGCUGGCGCUGGUGACGAACCGCCCAACCCGUUGCCGUUGCUGCCAGCAAUGAGGGACUGCCAGAGAUCCUCAUCCUGGAAUUGUGGGGCUGCUGAUGACGCCUGAGACACCGUGCGGGUGGGCUGGGAGGGGGGCUGACCCUGAGCAGAGGGCAGGCCACCAACCGAUCUGCCCAGAUGAGUGCGGACAGCCUGCUGCAGCACGCUCGUGUUGGGGCGUCGGGCUACUCGGGUGCUGACGGCGUCUCCGUCGACAGUGGGGCGAUGCUGCACCUGGGCAUGGGCAGCAGCACCAGCAGCAGCAGAUACUUGUCGGGCCACAGGUGAUGGGUUGGCCCUCUGCAGCGACGCAAAAGGCGUGUGCUGCGGCCCCGGCUGUUGCUUGGGGGCUGGGACCACCGAAGGACGUCCAGCCGGUGCAGCAGAUGAGGUGCUCGGCCGCGGACCGCUGGGGCGCUGCUGCUGCUGCUGCUGCUGGUGGCCUCGCUGGUGAGUGUUGGGGACACGUGGCUGUGGCUGUGGCCGUGGGUCGGGAGGGCCGAGUGGCUUCAGCCUCCGGAUGGGCGUGGUAAGCUGGCCGGGCGACAGUUGGCUGGUGGCUGUGGUGAUCAUGUGAUGGAGCCGGGAGACCUCGAGUGAAUCGUAGUGGCAGCCAAACAGGGGCAGGGAGGCGUCGGAGGUAUCUGACAGACACACACGACCAACCAGCCAACAAUGAGACACGAGGGUAGUGGAGCCGCAACGAUCGGCCUGGCUCGUGCUCAUGGUUCACCUGAUAUGACGUCUGGAGGCGUGACGGUGUCGUCCAUGAGUGCGUUCGACAACUGAGGCCGCUUGGCGUGGGGGUAGCUUCUGAGAGAAGACGGUGAGGUGAGACAGACCAGAUAGUGCUGCGUGUGCUGGUUGGUCGCUGUGUGUGUGGAUGUGUACGCACCUGUAGAAGUGGAUGUAGCGGUCCUGCAGCUGCAGAAGCUCGGCACCAAAGAUGGCUGCACCGAGCCAUCCAUUCAUCCAUCCAUCCAGACGUCGAUGACUCCAUGCUUGUCUUUGCUCACUCACCCCAGGGGAAGCUCAGAAACGACUCAAAUGCUACGUUGCCACCCGACAUGCGACACGAACUGCACACACACACACGGUGCAGCCAACAAGCCAGCCGGUCACCAGUGCAGUCUUGCGCCUUACCGAUACUGCUCGUAUGCGGCGAUGUACGCGGCGGAUGCGAGCGCCACCUGUUGCUGCUGAUCGACGCCGCCAUCUGCAGCCGAUGGCACGAUGCGCAGCAGGUUGGCACUCGUCAACUCGAUCAACUUGCGCACUUCAAACGUCAUCUGACAUCCAGAGAUGAGAGGGCGUGUGGUUGUGUGUGGGUGCGGUGCUUUCUGUGUGUGGGAUGUGGGUACCCUUGAGGCGACGUCUUUGUCCUUCCGGCUUCGCUGUCGGUCCCUGUCGGUGGCGCGUACGAUGCCCGUCAGCAGCUCUGACUCAUCCGUCACACCAUACUGAGUCCGCAACGUCUUCAACUGGACCAUCACAUACACACACAUGCAAAGAGAGACGGUGCAUGGCAUGAGACCCCACUGCCCUCAGCCAGUCCGUCCGUCUGCCUUUGUGCGUGCGCCACCCACCGAGUUGAUCCAUUUCGUGUUCUCCUCCGCCAUCUGGCGGACAUAGCGUCCCGCAUCGCGGUGCAGGAACUUGGGUUCCAACACCCCCAGAGGGACGGGCUGGUCAGCCUGCCAGCGCCACAGCUUGGCCUCCUCGUCGUCCUCGCCGUCGCAGACCUCCUCAGACGCACUGCUGCCGCAUGAACCGCCCCCACUGUCAAAGAACACGUCGCGAAGCACCAUUCGACCACCGAGCGGCUGCAU